UAACUCUCCACAAUCACCGAGCGCCCAUAUUGGUAGAGGGAAAUGAUAAUUCUUGAAGCCAAUGGCCUAUCGGAAGUAUUUCUACGCUGAUCUCGAACUGCCAUGUUGGUUGAGGGAAAGCAGCGUAAUUAUGGAUUUUUUGCCUUGCAGUGGAGGGCGGCGCUGUCUCCGUUCCAUUAUUGAGACUAGGGAUCGGGCGGCUGGAGAUGCAGCGACUGCCCCCAGGGGACCUGGACAAUAUGGUUGUGGUGGGAGAAGGAGGCUUCGGGUUGGUGUACAGAGCAUGGAGCCGGACGCUGGGGAUGGAGAUCGCUCUGAAGAAGUGUGUGCAGCAGAGGCAUGACGGGAGGUGAGACAUAGGGAAAGCACAGGGCUAAACUGGAGGAUCUCAUGAAGGAAAGAGAUCUGAUGCACAAAGCCAAUUUCACGUAUGUCCUUCGCCUUCUCGCCGUCUAUGAGAAUUCGAAUGGCGAGUGCCGUGAAUACGGACUAGUGAUGGAAUACAUGCCUCAUGGGUCACUCCACACUCUUUUUAAUAAAAUCCCAGAUGUACCAUGGGCCCUACGCUUUCGGAUUCUUCAUCAGGUGGCCCUGGGUAUGAACUACCUCCAUCACGUAUUAGUUCCUCCUAUUGUUCAUCAAGACCUUAAACCCCGGAACGUUCUAUUAAACAAAGUCUUAGACGUCCAACUGACAGAUUUUGGUUUGUCCAAAACUUUGACCUCCGCAUCCACCUACUCAACGGGUGGAACUUUGGCUUACAUGCCUCCGGAAGCCUUAGAGGAUGUCAACUACAAGCCAAGCAAGGCAUUCGAUGUGUACAGCUUUGGCAUCUUAACCUGGUCAGUAUUGUCAGGUCAGGAACCAUAUUCUGACGUAAAUAGCAUCCUGAUUAUGAAGCUUAUACCUCGGGGUCAUAGGCCUCCAGUGAGCGAGGUGGAAAAGUGGGCAGCUGAGAAGAUGGUCCCACAAGCUAGCAAUCUAAUGAAAAAAUGCUGGGAUGGCCAGGCAGAAAAGCGACCAAGCUUCAGUGACUGUAUACAGGUGACACAGUCCAUGUUAAAGGAAUACGCGGGGCAAAUAGAUUUGGCUGUAGAAGAUGCGUUGAGCCGACUUAAGGACCUCAAUACACAGGAGAAGCAGGGACCCAGCUUUGUGGGCUUGAGCGCUGCCAACGUAACUACUGGCACUUCUGGAGGCUUCCGUCAUUGUCUCCGCAUGCUGAAUGAUACAAUUGAUGGGCCACCCCCGAUUGUAAGUUCUGCUUCUCCCGAUGUCUCCAACAAUGUAGAGCGCACUGCAGGGCAGGUGAACUCCAUAAGGAAAAUACAGUUUAAUGCCCCCAAAAAUGCUAAAGAAUUCAUAAAGAAGAACUUCUCUACCAUCGUCACGGCCAGACCUUAUGUCGGUGCCAUCUUGCCCGCUCUUUUCUCGGAGAGGAUCUUCAACCAAGAGGAACUGAGUGUCAUUGAGAGCAGCGGAACUGCUGAGAAUCAAACCAGGAACAUUUUGGUUGACGUCAUGAACAAAGGCCAAAGGAGUUCCGUUAGGUUUCUAGAACUGUUGGCAGAGCACCACCCUUCUCUAGUGGAAUCCUUGGUGCCCUUGUAGAUGAUUUGAGGUCUUCUUUUUAUGAUUCUGUAGCUCAUAAGGGUCUCUGGCCUCUUCUUUUUACAGUAUCCAUGGUAUCACUAGUUACCCAUCAACUCUAUUGUGUUAUUGGAACCCAUCAGGAUCCAGUGUUCCGCUGAGCCGGAUCUGAAGUCAUGUGCUUUUAAAGCUCCGGACAACUGAAUGCUACAAUUUUACCUUUUCCUUUGACCGUGAUAUUCUGUGAAGAUCUGCAGUUGCUCUUGAAUUCUGGAAUCUGUUCUGUAGCUUUCCAGUUUGGGAUUUAAUGGUCUGGUUCUAGGUGCAUUCCGGCAGUGAUUUCAGGGGUGGUUUACCUUUAAGUUAACUUUUAGUAUGUUAUAGAAUUAUAGAAAGCUACUUUUCAGCCUUCAUCUUUUCUUUUUUUUUAUAGUUUUCGAGUGAUUUGCCUUCUUCUGACUCAUUCCAACUUUCAAAUGGGGGGGUCACUGACCCCCAUCUAAAAACAAUGC
Messenger RNA from Xenopus laevis (African clawed frog), 2102 nucleotides. RefSeq names its product receptor-interacting serine/threonine-protein kinase 2. NCBI's taxonomy places the organism in Eukaryota, Metazoa, Chordata, Amphibia, Anura, Pipidae. The record is from RefSeq and is a predicted model, not a curated record. The transcript is spliced from 10 exons. The coding region runs from base 391 to 1611 and encodes 406 amino acids.